UGCUGAUUGGAAGGAGACCAGAGAACCUCAGUCAGCUUUAAACUCUCUGAAACAUGAUUCAAGAUGUAAGAAAUCAUUCAGCUGCUCUGAGUGUGGGAGGAGUUUUGAUCGUAAGCCACUCCUGAAGAGACACAUGAUAACUCACACAGGAGAGAAGCCUUUCAGCUGCUCUGAGUGUCAGAGGAAAUUUUGCCGCAAGUCAAAUUUGGAAGAUCACAUGAUAACUCACACAGGAGAAAAACCUUAUAGCUGCUCAUUUUGUAAGCAAAGAUUUGCCCACAAGUCAACUCUUAAAAAACACAUGAGAAUCCACACAGGAGAGAAGCCUUUUAGCUGCUCGGUUUGUAAUAAGUCUUUUACACAGAGUGGACAUUUACAAAUACACCUAAGAAUCCACACAGUAGAGAAGCCUUUUAGCUGCUCUGUUUGUAAUAAAUCUUAUACACAGAGUGCAGAUUUACAGAAACACAUGGCAGUCCACACAGUAGAAAAACCUUUCAGCUGCUCUGAGUGUCAGGGGAAAUUUGGCAGCAAGUCUAAUCUGGAAGAUCACAUGAUAACUCACACAGGAGAAAAACCUUUUAGCUGCUAUGAGUGUGGUAAAGCUUUUACUGAAAAAGGAAACCUGAAGAGACAUGUCAGAAUUCACACAGGAGAGAAACCUUUUAACUGCUUAGUCUGUAAAAAAUCUUUUACACAGAGAGGAAGUUUACAGUCACACAUGAGAACUCACACAGGAGAAAAACCUUUUAGCUGCUCAGUCUGUAAAAAAUCUUUUAAACGGAGAGGAGAUUUAUAUAAACACAUGAGAGUCCACACAAGAGAAAAACCUUUCAGCUGCUCAGUCUGUAAGAAAUCUUUUACACAGAGUGGAAGUUUACGGUCACACAUGGCCGUAGUCCACGCAGGAGAGAAAAAAUUCAGCUGCAGUGUUUGUGAUAAAAGAUUUGGCUGGAGUUCUGAUGUCAAAAAACAUAAAUGUGUUGGUCAUAUAAACACAGGAGCUGAUGUAGAAGACUGUGAAGCACCAGAACCAGCAAGGAACUCAUAUCCAUUUUUACAACCAGAGACUGAAGAGCAGACUGGAGACUCUUCUGAACCUGAGAAUGAUGACAGUGCUGAUUGGAAGGAGACCAGAGAACCUCAGUCAGAUUUAAACUCUCUGAAACAUGAUUCAAGACGUAAGAAAACAUUCAGCUGCUCUGAGUGUGGGAGAAGAUUUGGCUUCAAGGCAACUCUGAAGACACACAUGAGAACUCAUACAGGAGAGAAACCUUUUAGCUGCUCAGUUUGUAAGAAAGAUUUUACACAGAGUGGAAAUUUACAAAAACACAUGAGAAUCCACACAGGAGAGAAGCCAUUUAGCUGCUCUGAGUGUGGUAAAACUUUCACUGAAAGUGGAACCCUGAAGAAACACAUGAUAACUCACACAGGACAAAAGCCUUUUAGCUGCUCAGUUUGUAAGAAAUCGUAUACACAGAGUGGAGAUUUACAGAAACACAUGAUAAUCCACACAGGAGAAAAACAUAAAUGUGUUUUACAUAUAAACACAGAAGCUGAUGGAGAGGACUGUGGAGUACCAGAACCAGCCAGGAACUCACAUCCACUUUUACAACCAGAGACUGAAGACCAGAAUGGAGACUCUUCUGAUCCUGAGACUGGUUACAGUGCUGAUUGGAAAGAGACCAGAGAACAACUUUCAGCUUUAAACUCUCUGAAACAUGAUUCAAGAUAUGUUAAUCAGCUGUUGGUGGUUAAAGAAGAGGUUCCCCCUGAGCAUGUUGAGCAGCUGUUGGUGGUUAAAGAAGAGGUUCCCCCUGAGCAGCAGGAGUGUAGCUCCAGUGUGGACCAGCAGGAGCCAGAGCCCCCCCCACACAUUAAAGAGGAACAGGAGGAACUGUGGAGCAGUCAGGAGGGAGAGCAGCUUCAAGGGCUGGAGGAGGCUGAUAUCACCAAGUUCCCAUUCACUCCUGUCCCUGUGAAGAGUGAAGAUGAUGAAGAGGAAGCUCAGUCCUCACAGCUUCAUCAGAGACAAACUCAACACAUGGAAACAGAAGCUGAUGGAGAGGACUGUGGAGGACCAGAACCACCCAGGAACUCACAUCCACUUUUACAACCAGAGACUGAAGACCAGACUGGAGACUCUUCUGAACCUGAGACUGUCAGUGCUGAUUGGAAGGAGACCAGAGAACCUCAGUCAGCUUUAAACUCUCUGAUACAUGAUUUACAUUGUAAGAAAGCAUUCAUCCAACCAUUUGAUUUAAAGGGAAAUUCUAAGAUACACAUGAGAAUCCACACAGGAGAGAAACCUUUCAGCUGCUCUGAGUGUGAUAAACGAUUUGGCCAGAAGGAACAUCUGAAGAGACACAUGAUAACUCACACAGGAGAAAAACCUUUUAGCUGCUCACUUUGUGAUACAAGAUUUGGAAAUGAUUAUAAUCUGAAGACCCACAUGAUAACUCAUACAGGAGACAAACCUUUCAGCUGCUCAGUUUGUGAUAAAAGAUUUGGCCUCAAGUCAAUUCUUAAGAAACACAUGUUAACUCAUACAGAUGUUGAACAGCUGUUGGUGGUUAAAGAAGAGGUUCCCCCUGAGCAGCAGGAGUGUAGCUCCAGUGUGGACCAGCAGGAGCCAGAGCCCCCCCCACACAUUAAAGAGGAACAGGAGGAACUGUGGAGCAGUCAGGAGGGAGAGCAGCUUCAAGGGCUGGAGGAGGCUGAUAUCACCAAGUUCCCAUUCACUCCUGUCCCUGUGAAGAGUGAAGAUGAUGAUGAGGAAGCUCAGUCCUCACAGCUUCAUCAGAGACAAACUGAACACAUGGAAACAGAAGCUGAUGGAGAGGACUGUGGAGGACCAGAACCAGCCAGAAACUCACAUCCACUUUUACAGCCAGAGACUGAAGACCAGACUGGAGACUCUUCUGAUCCUGAGACUGAUGACAGUGCUGAUUGGAAAGAGACCAGAGAAUCUCAGUCAGCUUUAAACUCUCUGAAACAUGGUUCAAGAUGUAAGAAAACAUUCAGCUGCUCUGAGUGUGGGAGAAGAUUUGGCUUCAAGUCACAUCUGAACAGACACAUGAUGACUCACACAGGAGAUAAACCUUUUAGCUGCUCUGUGUGUGGGAAAAUAUUUAGCCAAAAGACAGAUCUGGAGAGACACAUGAGAACUCACACAGGGGAGAAACCUUUUAGCUGCUCAGUUUGUAAGAAAUCUUUUACAGAGAGAGGAGGUUUACGGUCACACAUGGUAGUCCACACAGGAGAAAAACCUUUCAGCUGCUCAAUUUGUAAGAAAUCUUUUACAGAGAGGGGAAGUUUACAGAGACACAUGUUAGUCCACACAGGAGAGAAACCUUUCAGCUGCUCAAUUUGUAAGAAAUCUUUUACACAGAGAGGAUAUUUACGGUCACACAUGGCAGUCCACACAGGAGAGAAAAGAUUCAGCUGCAGUGUUUGUAACAGAAGAUUUGCCUGGCAUUCUGAUGUCAAAAGACAUAAAUGUGUUGGUCAGAUAAACACAGAAGCUGAUGGAGAGGACUGUCAGUUUUUCCCACAGAAUUAGAUUCCAUUUGUGGUGGUAGCUGACCCGGGGUGGGGGGCAGAAAGAGGUGCAGACUUCUUAUAUUGAUUGUACUACAAAUAUUUUUAUACAAAAUUCUGCAGGUAACCGUUCAAAUUCCUAAAUGUAAUGGUAUAAUGCAGUAAGGCACAUGUGUCAAACUCAAGGCCCGCGGGCCAAAUUCGGCCCCUCGCAGAUUUUGAUCUGGCCCGUGUAUCAAUUUAGGUUCACAAUAAAUUUU
Molecule: messenger RNA, 3800 nt
Organism: Perca fluviatilis (European perch)
Lineage: Eukaryota; Metazoa; Chordata; Actinopteri; Perciformes; Percidae
Product: zinc finger protein 665-like
Exons: 5
Coding region: 134-3562 (1142 amino acids)
Biological process (GO): regulation of immune system process; regulation of cytokine production; negative regulation of transcription by RNA polymerase II
Source: RefSeq, a predicted model, not a curated record